AUGAACAUCGAAAGAAUUUGCGCUCUGUUUGUUCUUAGUGUGAGCUGCGUGUGGGCAAGGAUCAAAAUAGAUGCCUAUUUCACCAGAAUUGAAUGCCCGAAUUAUUUGCCGGAAUUAGUAACCAAUCUCAGCUGUCAUUUGGACCAUUCAUCCCAAUCCAAUGGAACAUUUUCGGCCGAAUUUACAUUGGCCAAAGAUGUAAAGGAUAUAAAAGGCAUUUAUAUGUUUUCCAUUAUAAGAGGAUCAUCCGAAAAUAACUAUACGGCAAUAGAAUUGGACUAUUGCAAGGCAUUAUCAGAUUUACAAUCACAUUUCUUGCUAAAAAUGAUUGCCGAUGAGCUGCGAAAGUCCGCAAACUUUCCUCUUCAAUGCCCCUUUAAAAUGAAAAAACUAUACUAUAUUAAUAGAUAUACAAUCAACACGAAAGCUAUACCCAGCUAUGCCCCAGAACUCAGCUUCAAGUCGGACUGCCACAUAAGCCUCAAUAAACGCAAAGCUAUUCAGUUAAUUAUCCAUGGCCGUGUUAUUCGACGUCGAUCGGGUCGUUAA
Drosophila serrata is the source of this 549-nucleotide messenger RNA. RefSeq lists its product as uncharacterized. NCBI's taxonomy places the organism in Eukaryota, Metazoa, Arthropoda, Insecta, Diptera, Drosophilidae. The record is from RefSeq and is a predicted model, not a curated record.